Molecule: messenger RNA, 1945 nt
Organism: Aspergillus melleus
Lineage: Eukaryota; Fungi; Ascomycota; Eurotiomycetes; Eurotiales; Aspergillaceae
Exons: 5
Coding region: 517-1515 (332 amino acids)
Molecular function (GO): RNA binding
Source: RefSeq, a predicted model, not a curated record
CUAUUAGGAUGGCGAAUGCGAAUGUUGCAAGCUAAGUUGAGUGAGUGUUGCGGUGAUUAGUGAGAGGAGCUCGAUCGAGACUCAAUUGGAACCAUGAAAUGUCUGCGGCAGUGCAAGGAAAGAAAGAAGAAGAGCCUUAAAUAGCUGAGUCGACGGAGCUAAAAAAGCAUUCGCUAACGAACCAACCACAGGCGAGAGCGCGCGGAACGCGACAGGCCCGCCGUUUGCUGCGUUUGUUUCGCUUUCUUUGCGUCCCGCGGCGAAAAAAGUAAUUCCGCAUUUUUUUUCCCGCAGGCAUCAUUUCAGCCAGGGCGCUUGGUUUUUCGUUUGUCCAGUAUUCUUUUUUCGUCUUCUUUUCUCCUAUCAAUCUUUGACUUGUUUGAGUCUUUUUCCAGCCAUAUCCUAGUACCUGUCUCUGUUUACUGCAGGUUUUGUGCUGUGAUAUACCCCUUUCGGACUUCCUACAACUUUCUUUCACAUUCCCUCAUUUUCAUUCAAAUAAUUUCAUCCGACAAAAUGGUCGACGCUCCCGAGAGUCCUAGGCCGCAGGAACAAACUCCCGCCAAAACUGGCUUCCAGAACGGCGUUCGAACGACGGGCCGUGCUUUCCACUCCCCCAACUGGCGCGUGAAGGGUGAGGAGAGCCCUAGCGGCCAGAGUGCCGGCUCCCCCGGCCCCAAGACCAGUACCUCGCGAGUCGCAUUCAGCAAACCGAGUCCCCAUGUCCCGCAGGCCAUCUCGGAGGGACGCCGCCUCUAUGUAGGCAACAUGCCCUACACGGCCAAAUCGGAGGAUGUGCAGGCACUGUUCACGGCCGCCGAAUUCCCAAUCGAGCGCAUCGAUAUCGCCAUCGAUCCCUUUACCGGCCGGAACCCUUCAUACUGCUUCGUGGACCUUGAGACGAAGGAACUGGCUGAGCGCGCGAUGGUCGAGUUGGACGGUCACGAUAUGCUGGGCCGUCCCGUCAAGAUCAAGCCGGGCGUGGUCAAGUCGCAAAGCGAGCGGUCUCAGCAGCAGCAGCAGCAACCCCGGACGGAUGGCUCCCCGCGUACCCCCAAGACUUCCUCCCCCUUCGGUAUGGACCGAUGGCGCCGUGACGACAGUGCCCCUGCUCCUCCCGCCGCCCCCGUCUUCCAGAGAACCAACUCCUCCGAUUCGAGCCGUCGUCUGUACGUCGGGGGACUGCCCCGCGUGAGCGACCAGGAGUCGAUUACCAGCAACAUCACGAACUUCUUCAAGGGAUUCAACAUUGAGAACAUCAGCAAAUUGUUCAGCCCUCAUCCCGCCAAACGGUUCGAGCCCGGUGACCAUUACUACUUGUUCGUCGACUUUGGCAGCGUUGAAGAAACGCAGGCUGCCAUGGACGCUCUGAACGGCAAGGAGGGACCCUGGGGUGGUAACAUCCGGGUGCAGCGAGCCCGCGGAGAGACCUGGAACUCCGAGGAGAGAAAGAACAAGUGGUCGAGCUCGCGGGAGAAUGGGGCUGCACCUGCCGAGACUGCGGUUGAUGCUUAAAGACAGAAAGAGAGCACCAUUUGCAUUUGAAAAUAACGGCCAUUUGGAGAAUUUUCUUGUUUUUUCUUGCAUGGGUUUGGGAGUCAAAAAGGAGCAAAAGGACACAAAAAAAGUUUAGAGAUUUGGUGCCUUCAAUUCUCGGGGCGAGAGAAGGCUUUUAUUUGUUAUGAUUAGAAAAGCAUCUGAACGACAUGCAUAAUAGCCUCUUUGGUUGUUGGAUGUAUAUAGCCGGAGGGCAUGACAUAGACACCAUCCCUUGCGGUAUCUUGGGACGACCCGGGAGGAAAUAUGGAGGACAGACUCCGGAAUGACCAUGAUGAUUCAAGCAAUCCACAAAGACUUUGCCCAGUACUACGUACCUUAUAGACAUUUAGAAUCCGUAGACCUACUACACUAAAGGUAGACUACUAAGACUAGCCGACUUGUGCCG